Messenger RNA from Aspergillus niger, 1929 nucleotides. RefSeq lists its product as uncharacterized. Bases 1 to 1929 code for a protein of 642 amino acids. The record is from RefSeq and is a predicted model, not a curated record. Gene Ontology annotation, biological process: regulation of DNA-templated transcription; DNA-templated transcription. The transcript is spliced from 9 exons. NCBI's taxonomy places the organism in Eukaryota, Fungi, Ascomycota, Eurotiomycetes, Eurotiales, Aspergillaceae. Gene Ontology annotation, molecular function: zinc ion binding; DNA binding; DNA-binding transcription factor activity, RNA polymerase II-specific.
AUGGCUCAGAGAAAAGGACGAAGUGGGCUGCAGCAGCGAGCUGCAGAGCACCAGCCCAAUGCGAGACGGUCGAUGGUCGCGUGUAACCGAUGCCGCAACAGAAAGACCCGGUGUGCUGGCAACCCACCCUAUCCAUGUGCUGCAUGUGCAGAGGUGGGCCAACAGUGUGUCUACUCGGAAGCUGAGAAGCGCGUCUCGAUUCCCGAAAGCUACUUUCGUCAACUUCGCGCCCAGGCACAGGCCAGCCGUCGAGAUGAAGGUCGCCCACUGUCUCUCCCCAACCCCCCUACGUCCAUCCAGAGCAGUCCCUACAAUAAUGUGGAGGUGCCUCUCGAGCGAGAUGACUGGUGGUACAACGAGACAGGGCACGUCUUCUUGAAUCGGUCAGGAGAACAUCAUUAUGUCGGGGCAUCUUCCACCACCCAUUUGGCGAAAUGCCUAAAUCCCUCAUCAACCAACUUAGCAUUGGAUAUGCGGCCAUUGUACGAUGACCCUCUAUCUCUACGUCGCUCGGCUCCUCGGGUUCUACCCCAAUUACCCCCAUUCGAGUACGCUAAACGACUGUACUGGGUACAGUAUGUCUAUAUUGGAACAAUAUUUUCCCUGAUUCAGCCCCAUGAUUUCGAAGAGCGACUCCAUCUCGUUUACAGCCAACCUCCAGACGCACUCAGUCGAGAGUCGUGUCUAGUCUACUGCCAGGUCUUACUAGUCAUAGCCUUCGGCCUGAUGUAUUCGGUGAACCAAUGGUCUGGAGAUGACGGGCCUCCGGGAUUCAAGUAUUUUAAACAUGCACUACGCUUCUUACCCGACAUUCACGAGGAAGGCUCUAUCUUCUUCGUGGAGGUUCUUUGCUACGUUGCGUACUAUAUGCAGAAUCUCAAUCGUCGAGAUGCUGCGUUCCUUUAUAUCGGUCUUGCUCUUCGCAUGGCCAUUUCACUGGGACUUCAUCAAGAGGUCCUUGACCCAGACGUUAAUGAAGAAGAUCGGAAUCGUCGGCGGCGGGCUUGGUGGUCGGUGUAUAGUCUGGAUCGGUUACUCUCACUGGUUCUUACCUACUAUACACAAUUGUCUCGGAUUUUGGGUAGGAUAGGCGAAGAAAUAUAUCGCAAGAAGCCACGAUCUGGCUCGAACUUGCUAGCGUCUGUGCAAAGUAUUACGGAUGAGCUUUCCGACUGGCUGCGACGUAUACCUGAUCGUCUCCGUAUCGACUUCUCCACACUGGGUACUCACAUCAAUCGGGAGUCGGUCUCGAUAUUUUUACACUUUUAUUCCUGUGUCAAUAUGACCGCACGGCCUUUGGUCUUCUACGUCAUUCAACGUCGGCUCGAUGCUGAAGAAGGGGGCUCUGCAACCCGGGACUGGAAAGAAGGGCUAUCGCAAAACACCGUAGCGGUGAUUGAGAGCUGCGUGGCAGCAGCUCGGGCCACCACCCUUAUAAUGGAUGCAGCAGCGAAACACAACUUGGUCGCUACGUACGGCUACCUAGACGGAGAGUACAUCUUUUCCGCCGCCCUUUUACUUGUGAUGGUCAAUGCCGCAUUCCCAUACAACUCUGCUAAUGCACGAGCGAUGGAGAUAUCGAUAAACUUGCUUCGCAGCAUGGCUGACCGAGGCAACACCAACCUGGCUGCUCGUCACUCCCUUCUUCUUGAAUUACGAUCUUCUAUUGGUCAGAAGAGCUGCAAGCAAGGAGACGCUGCGGGAGUGCCCGUUACGCCCAAUAGCACACAGCAGCCAACGCCGUCACAGAACGCAGUCGAUCACCCGACGGGGGAGGCUUCUUGGACCCCACAGCAAGAAAUACCUUCGAUGCAGGAGAUCUCGUUUAACUUUGAUGUCAACGACGAUCCCGGACUGUGGGAGGAGGUUCUAGGCCAGAUUGACAUUGAUAUGGAUACUGAUUGGAUUGAGAAUACUUUAAAGAAAUGA